Messenger RNA from Symbiodinium sp. CCMP2592, 1482 nucleotides. The record is from the annotation of a GenBank genome assembly. NCBI's taxonomy places the organism in Eukaryota, Dinophyceae, Suessiales, Symbiodiniaceae.
AUGAUAAACCGAGAUGAGAUGGUCUUCACCUUUUUCCCGCAUACCCCUGGCCUUCUGGCGGCCGAAGGUCGGACUGACAGGUUCCAGGAAUAUCUGGCCAACUCCGGCUUUCAACGCGACGGUGAGCCGGUCGAGGAUCCUUGGUUGGAGAUCGUUCAGCCGGCCAUGAAGUUUGCGGUCCUUCGCUCUCUGGAAGCAGCACAAGACAGCGUGGUGCACCGUGCCAGCUCCUUUGAACUGUUUGGCUAUGACUUCAUGGUGGACCAGGAUGAUGGGCAGCAAGCGCUGAACCAAUUGGAGCACUUCAUGGAGACGGACGAUGGCCUGGGAUCGCUAAAGGCGAAACCAGGUGCUUCACCCGCUCUCUCCGAAAAUGCGUCGGAGACUUUCCGGAAAGUCGAACAGCAAGCCGUGCUGUCCGAGAUGACCGUACCACCGUCUGCGCCAAGCACUGCGGCCGGCAGCGGCAGUCUCCCGCAGCUGAGGCUCGCAGCGCCGACAGCACCGACGAUUCCCAGCGAGGGUAGCCGGCUUCACGUCCCGGACAUUCGAGGCAAGGACGAGGAAGAUUCGGAGGAUGACUUUGAAAUCCACACCGUUUUCCUCGGAGGUGAAGGCACCACCACGGACAAAAGCAGCACUCCAGCGGCUGCGCCGAGUUCCGGGGUUGGCCAGCCACUGCCCAAGAGCGCAGUCAAGGAGGAACGGUCGCUCAUGUCUGCGCGGUCGAGCCAGCCUCCGGCCACCAUCGAGGCCAGCAUCCUGAAUGGCGAUGGAUCUGGCAACUCCUACAUCCCCGGGGCCUGGGUUUCACAGGUGAUUUCGCAGGAUGGUCCUGCAACUUCCCAGAGCCUCAAGUAUAUGAAGGCUCUGAAUGAUCCGUACGUCAAAGCGCUGUCUGCUCACCGCAGAGAGCUCAAUGCUUCAAGGAUUGACCUUGAGAGAGAGUACGUGGACACGAUGGCAUCAAAGCUCUCCACGCAACGCUCGGGUGCUCUCGCGACGUUGAAUUGCCGGCCUGGGCAGCUCCGAGGGAAUGCAGCUGGUAUCCUUCCAUCACCGCGCAUGGCGAAUGAAAAGCAGAGGAUCUGCUACUGCUACGGCAGUCCGGACUCGCCGUGUGACAACCACAUUCCCUUUCGCGAGGAGAGCGAAAAAGUCGUUGUUUUCCCAUACCAUGCCUCUGCCGGCAUGCAUUUCUCGCAGGCGGCUGCGCAGGAGCCGCCCAGCCAACCAAGUCAAGUCUCGCCGCUGUCUCCUCAUGUGAGUUUAGCCGAGCAGUCUUUGCGCGGCCCCGAGGAGCCCGGGUCCUUCGGAUGGCUUUACCAACUGGGUGACAAGCUGCCAGGAUUGCCCGAUGUGCUGUCCGUCAUGGUGGGCGCAGAGACUCAAAACACCAGCCUAGCGCACCCGGCAACUCAUGCCGAUCCUGCGCAAGUGGCACUGUCCGAGCUUAUUGAUGGGAUGGAGACGCAGCUCUGA